This is a messenger RNA of Salvia splendens (bonfire salvia), 1260 nucleotides long. RefSeq names its product subtilisin-like protease SBT3. The record is from RefSeq and is a predicted model, not a curated record. Gene Ontology annotation, molecular function: serine-type endopeptidase activity. Lineage: Eukaryota; Viridiplantae; Streptophyta; Magnoliopsida; Lamiales; Lamiaceae. The coding region runs from base 309 to 806 and encodes 165 amino acids. Gene Ontology annotation, biological process: proteolysis. The transcript has a single exon.
AAUAUAAAUUUAAAGUUAGCUGUUUGUUCCUCCAUUUAAUCAGAGCCAUUAGUAUUCAAAAUUACUACAUAUGUGUCACUUUAGUUUCGUAUUUGUCAUAAAGCUAGAUGUGGGAUGAUUAUAAUAACACAAGAAAAUCGCCCAAAUUUUGCGAGGAUACCUUCCAAAAGAUGGCGGCUAAUUAUAUCCUUGGAUAAUAUAUUUAACCAGUUUUCGAGGGCAGCCAACAGAUUGGAUUCCAUUACCGACAGCCACUUAGUAAAAAAGCAAUACAACUUUCAACAUUCAAGAGCGGACUGUAAUAACUGAUGAUGAGUCCUUCCCUGAAAAUGGCGUUUCCAAAUUCAGCUGUUCAGCUUCUCCUCUCUCUGUUUCUGCUUGUUCAUCAUGUUUCAUCACAAAGAUCUACUUACAUUGUCCACAUGGACAAAUCCUCCAUGCCUAACCCAUUUUCCAGUCACCAUUUUUGGUAUUCUUCCCUUCUUACAUCAUCAAAAUCAACGUCUCAAACUUGUGCAAAUGCCGACAAAUCCGAGCCCAAGCUCAUCUACACCUACGACCACGCCUUCCAUGGAUUCAGCGCUGUUCUGUCGGCAGACGAAGUUGAAGCCUUGAAGAACUCAGCUGGCUUCAUCUCCGCCUACAAGGACAGUGUCGUGACGCCGGACACGACACACUCCACCAACUUCCUUGGCCUCACCAGUGCUUCAGGGCUCUGGCCGGCUUCCAACUACGGCAAAGAUGUUAUAAUCGGCAUUAUGUGUCCGGCCGGAGAGUCCGAGCUUCAAGGACGACGGGAUGACUGAGAUUCCUGCAAGGUGGAAGGGAGCUUGCAACGGCGGUGAAGAUUUCAACUCUUCGCUAUGCAACAAGAAAAUCAUCGGAGCCAGAUACUUCAACCAAGGAGGCCGAGCAGAGAAUCCGGAUCGGGAGUUUAAAGAUUCAGCAAGGGACGACGAUGGCCAUGGCACCCACGUGGCUUCAAUUGCAGCUGGAAACAUUGUGGAGGGAGUUUCCUUCUUCGGCUGCGCCCCCGGAACUGCGAGGGGUGUCGCUCCAUGAGCUAGGCUCGCAAUCUACAAGGUCCUCUUCUUCGGAGCUGCUGAAUCUGAUAUGCUAGCUGGAAUGGACCAGGCCGUUGCAGACGGAGUCGAUAUAAUAUCCGUUUCCAUAAGCAGCCGUGCGGAGGAUCUGUACGAGAGCCCUUUCGCCAUAGCCAGCUUUGGCGCGAGGGAGAAGGGAAUCAUGGUUUGCACGUCG